Branchiostoma belcheri (Belcher's lancelet) is the source of this 1865-nucleotide messenger RNA. Its product is annotated as leukocyte elastase inhibitor-like. The coding region runs from base 66 to 1289 and encodes 407 amino acids. Gene Ontology annotation, biological process: negative regulation of endopeptidase activity. Gene Ontology annotation, molecular function: serine-type endopeptidase inhibitor activity. The record is from RefSeq and is a predicted model, not a curated record. The transcript has 4 exons. NCBI's taxonomy places the organism in Eukaryota, Metazoa, Chordata, Leptocardii, Amphioxiformes, Branchiostomatidae.
GCUCACCUGGCGGAACCCGGAAGUGGUGAGACUUGUUUGUACACAGUAUCCCUGUGGUAGUAACCAUGCCUGGACACAGUUAUGGCCUCUUGGGCCUUCUAGUUGCCAUGGCAACUAUGGGAGGCUCCUCAACACAAGAGUCGAGCCCAUUGGCUGAUGUGAACAGUGAGUUUGCCCUGGAGUUGUACAGGGUGCUGCACAAGGGUCAUCCCGAGAACAUCUUCUUCUCACCCUUCAGUAUCUCCACCUGUCUGGCCAUGACUUACCUGGGGGCAAGGAAUGACACUGCACAACAGAUGAGUCGGGUGCUUCGCUUCCACAAGAUGGAGGCCUCCGACCUUCACAUGCUGUUCCACGACCUUCUGACCCAGCUGCACCACUCCGACAGGCCCUACACACUCCGGACCGCCAACCGCCUCUUCGGUCAAAACUCCUUCGAGUUCGUGCAAAAGUUUCUGGAUGAAACGUCCAGACACUACAGGGCGCAGCUGGCUCCCGUGGACUUCCAUGGAAACACGGAGGGCGCGCGUCAGACUAUCAACACCUGGGUGGAGGAACAGACAGAGAAGAAGAUCCAAGAUCUUUUAGCACCAGGAACUGUGACCCCGAGCACCAUGCUAGUACUGGUCAAUGCCAUCUACUUCAAGGGCAGCUGGGAGCGCAAGUUUGAGGAGUCGCGUACGAGGCUCGACACCUUCCACAUCAGUCGGGACGAGAAGGUCGAAGUACCCAUGAUGCGUCAGCAGGGCCAGUUCAAACUCGCCUACGAUGAGGACCUUAACUGCCAAAUCCUGGAGAUGCCGUAUCAAGGCAAGUAUCUCAGCAUGGUGUUUGUGUUACCAGACAAGAUGGACGCUUUGAGCACCAUCGAGGCUUUGUUAACGCCAGACUUACUCCGUCGCUGGCAGAAAUCUUCGAGCGAGGUUUCCACGAUGGUCCAAAUCCCCAGGUUCAAACUGGUCCAGGAUUUUGUCCUGAACGAGAAGCUGGCGGAUAUGGGGAUGACGGCCCUGUUCAGCCGCGCGGACGCGGACCUGUCCGGGAUCACGGGUUCCCGCGACCUCUACGUUAGCCACGUCAUACACAAGGCUUUUGUAGAGGUCAACGAGGAGGGAAGCGAGGCCGCGGCGGCGACGGCGGUGAGCAUGAUGAAACGGUCGCUGGAUGGGGAGACGUUCUUUGCCGACCAUCCCUUCCUGUUCUUCAUCAGGGACAAUGACUCAAACUCUAUCCUGUUUCUGGGUCGACUGGUGCGUCCAGAUGGACCCACUACAAAGGAUGAACUAUGAAUCAAAUGUGCAUUUGUGCAAUUCAAAUCUAACCUAUACUUCUGGGCACAAAAAUAUGUUAACAAGGCAUUCUUGGACAUGACAGAAAUGCCUAAGUAAUUCCUGGAAUACUUGGAACAGGCAUAAGUGAUAUUGUUAGGCUAACCCAUUUGUGCAUUUUAUGAGAACAUCUUUAUUGUAUAAAAGUCAGUCUAAGAAUUGCCUACAAAUGUGGGAUAGUGGGAGUAUCAUACUAUGAAUGCUCUAAUGAGACAAAUGGACACUGAACACUUUCCAGGCUAAUGGCACUGUCCUUGGUGCUGAAGGCCUUCCACACUAACAUCACUGUCCCUGGUGCUGAACACUUUCCAUGCUAAUGGCAGUGUCCCUUGUGUCAAACAAGAGCAGCAUCGUUUUCCAAUUUUUUUUCAAUUACUGCAUAAAUUUGCUCCAUUAUUUCUUCAAGUAGCUCUAUUUUGUAGCCAAAGUAGAAGCUCUGCUUUCUGAAGUCUAGAGAUCAAUGAUAGAUCAAUAUCAGUAUAAAAGAUAUGGAUACAGCAGAAAACUAUUUAUACGAGAAAAAUACAUCAAGAAAAA